Messenger RNA from Paramecium octaurelia, 2082 nucleotides. NCBI's taxonomy places the organism in Eukaryota, Ciliophora, Oligohymenophorea, Peniculida, Parameciidae. The record is from the annotation of a GenBank genome assembly.
AUGUUUAUAUUAAUAUUUUCGCUCCUCAACAUCUCAAUACAACAAAUCCAACAAUGCCAGUACAUUCUCAAUCAGGAAAGUUGCAUCAAUUCAUGCGAAUGGCAGAAUGAAAGUUGUCAAAUCAAACAAAGCAAUAAUUAUUGCAAUCUCAACAAAUUGACCUAGGAAUAAUGUCGAUAACAUCCAACAUGUGCCUUCUUUGAUAAUAAAUGUGAACCAUUUUUUGGAUGUUAAGCCUACAAGAAUGAUGGAGCAAACUGUCCAAGAAUAUCAAUUAAUUGCAUUUCAAUUAGCGAUUAACUUGUCUGUGUGCAAAAACCAAUCAAUUGUUUCUAAAUUACUGAGCAAAAGUAUUGUGGUUAUAUUGAGCAUUAAAUGGGCAGUAAAGAAUCAUGCGAGUGGAAAGACGAUAAAUGUUAAUUUGCAGGAUGUGAUAAAGUAAACCAAUAAAAAGAAAUCUCAUCUUUAAUAUGCUAAAAGUUUCAUAAUGUUUGCAAAUUUGAUGGAAUAGAAUGCAAAACUAAAUUAUUAGAAUGCUCUUCAUAUAUCUCAAAUUGCAAUUCAAUUAUACCCCUCAUAGGCAGAUGCCAAUAUAAUUCUAUUUAAUAAAGGUGUAUGAAUGCAUCCUGUUAUAAUUAUAUGGAGGAUAGUUACGAAAAGUGUCAACAACAUUUCGGUUAAAAUGGGACUUAAUGUGUGUACAAUGAUGAAUAUUUCGAGGGAUUAUGUCUUGAAUUUGAUUAUAAGAAAUAUGUUGGGAAAUGUCUCAUAGAAAUGCAAAAUAAAUCGAGCAAUAAUUAUUUGUCAAUAUCUAAAUGCUUUGCCAUUAACAUACUGAAGUAUGAUUAGAAAAUAACAUUUUUUGUAAAGAAGAACAACACUGCUUUAUAAAGAAGCGAAUGUAAUACCAGUCUAACAUAAUAUGAGUGUAAUUUGAUGGAGACUGUAGAAUUAAAAAAAUGUUAAUGGAAUAACAAUAAUUGUGUACCCAUCAACUCAUGUGAUGAUUAUGUAUUAAGUUAUAACUCUGAAGAAGAUGCUUGUGCUAGGUUGAAUUUAGGUUGUAAAUAAAUUUCUUGUUCAAAAAACAGUAAUGGAUGUUGUGUUUAAAUAUUUGGAUGUCAUGGCUAUUAGCAUAGAGAAGAAUGUACAAAUAACUCAAAGAAUGUUACUGAUUUAUAACACACUUGCAUUUGGGAGAAUGACUCCUGUCGAUCUGGAAAAUGCGAAGACUUUAAUAAAGAUAGUUAUCAAUGUAACAAUUUAACUGAGUGCAAAUAUAUUGGCACAUCCUGUAGAAAUAGAAAAUAUAUUGCUUGUGAAGGUUUGGAUAUUUAUGAUUGCGCACAAUAAAAUUGUUUCUACGUAAAUCAAAAAUGCUAUGAUCCCAGCGAAAUAACGAAAUAAAUCACAGAAUUAACUAUAGAUGGAGAUACUUUCUGUAGGCAUUUUUCUGAUAAACUUAUGUAUUCUUUUGAAACUAAAAAUUGUCGUUUAAAAACUCUAUGCCAAAAUUAUAGUUACUAUUGCUAAAGUAUGAAGUAAUUUGAUAAUGUUCAAUGUGUAAAUGUAAAUUCUUAGUGUUAACCUAUGACAUCUUGCUCGCAAAUUUAAUUCUAAACAAAAGAAAAGUGUUAUUAGGCUUCUCCUGUCUGUAAUACAAAUAAGAAAACUUGCGAGUAUGCUUAGGAAACAUGCUCUGCUUAUGCUAAUGAAGAAUCUUGUAAUUUCUAAUUGGAUUCAAGUUUUUGUAAAUGGAAUUAGAAUUCAUGUCAACUAUUAAAAUGCGAGGACUUAACUUUUGAUAAUUGCGAUUCAAAAUAUUUGUGCAUGGAUCCUUAGGCUUGUAGAAAGAACAUGUGUGUCCCAUACCAAAAUAAUUGUAUUACCAUAAAAUCAAGAUGUCGUUUGUACAAGUCGGAAGAGCAUUGCUAUAAAUCUAUAAGUACUUUUUGUUUUUGGGAUGGUAAUUCUUGUUUGUCUUCAUCUAAUUGUCAAGGUACUUCAUGCUAAUAAAUCCAUAAUUACUGUGCUCUUGAGGAAGAUAGAGAUUAAAAAGUAUCAUCAUUCAACAAUUCUUGA